Molecule: messenger RNA, 432 nt
Organism: Arabidopsis lyrata subsp. lyrata
Lineage: Eukaryota; Viridiplantae; Streptophyta; Magnoliopsida; Brassicales; Brassicaceae
Product: probable arabinogalactan protein 40
Exons: 1
Coding region: 6-254 (82 amino acids)
Source: RefSeq, a predicted model, not a curated record
UUCAAAUGCAUCACAUAAAAAAUACAAACAACAACAAAAAAAAAAACACACAAGAAAUAAUGGAGAUGAAGAACGUCACCAACAUCUUUGUGGCCCUCUUUAUCUCGGCCGUGUUAAUGAGCUCAGUCUCUGCAGCUACAAUGGAGUCUCCAGCACCAUCACCAGGUGCUUCCUCUGCCACUGUAGCUUUUCCAGUGGUUGGUUCCAUCGUUGCUGCAUCACUCUCUGCCUUCUUGGCUCUUCUCUUGCAGUAAAAAUUGACAAGAGAGUCCUCAAUAGAUGAGAAGGAGAUAUAUAACAAAACUCUUUUUUGUUCUGAUUUUGUUCCUUAGAAUCUAUGACAAAUAACCUAUUUUGAUGUAUAAUCUCAUUGUGUAAGUUAUUACACUUAAUAUUUAUGAGUAUAUGAUAUAAUAACACUAUUUUAUCAGA